AUGGAGAAGGACGAACCCCCACAGUUGGUAACUCCUGCAUCGGUGAAAGCCAUCAUCUCAAGGAUUGAGGCUGCCCAGCUAACCCGGGCUCAAGAGGAUAUUUCUAUCCAGCUCUCAGAUAUCUUGGACAACGUAAAUUGUGUCAUCAACCACUUCCAGGAAGAAUUAGGAUAUGAUUUAAAAGAAAAGGCAAAAUCUCACCAGACAGAGCAAAAGGGCAAGAAGAGAUUCAUCUUAUUGGAGAAAAUUGCCUCCUUCUCCAAGGAUGCUAAGACUAAAGAGAAGCACCUUUAUGAAAUUCUUCACUGGCUGGGUGACUGGGGUGACAGUCUGACCUAUGAGAUCAGGAACAGGAAGAGUGAGGAGGAAGAGGAAGCCUUGGACGAAUGGAUUGAAGUGAUGGAGAAAGUGUUACCUCUCUCCCUCAUCACCACCAAAGGCGGCAUCGAGUCUCUCAUUUCCCUUUGCUCCACUCUCAUUGAAGAACAAAAGAAAAGGACACAAAUAUCCAAACACACCUUCUGGCAGGGCUGGCGGGAAAAAAGCCCACAAAAGUCUACACCCCACCCUCAGCCACUGAGCCCAGAGCAGAUGCUCCAGGACAAAGACAGCACCUGUACAAAGGUCUCUGAGGUGAAAUCCAUGCUACAGGAGCUCCUAGACUCCCCCAUGUUUAACAAGGGGGAGGUCAAGGCCAUCAGGUACAUAUCUGCUGUGGUGGAGAACCUCAACAAGGCCUUGAUCCUCCAGCACAAGGAGAACAGGAGCCUGGAGACUAAAUACAAAUAUCUGCAAAUAGAGAUGACCAAAGAGCUCAGCAGCCAGAGGCUAUACUUCCAGAAGUCCAUUCAAAUCCUUGAGAGCAAGAGGGAUGCUCUACUAAAGCAGGUAGAAAUUCUAGGGGGAAAGUACCAUGACCUUCUCCUGAUAAAGCAUGCCUUAGAGUUCCAGCUGAAGAAGGUUCGGACUGCUAGAGGUCAAGCAGAAGACCUGGCCAAGAUUUUUGUUGACUCCCUGGGACCCUCUGAGAAAGAGACCCUCCUAAAGAAAGAAAUCAUCAUGGAGGAAACCCAGCAGGAACCCAAAAAGGAAGAGCAGUUGUUUUCACCACUUUCCUCAAGUCUCGUAGCCAUGGCCUGGGACAGUGGUACUACACCUUCUGCACAUCAGCCACUUUCUACCAUGACGACGCAUUUGAGGAUCGCAGAUGUGUUCAGCAGCAAGAACACCAAAAGUCCUGAAAGUGUGUUGCUACCCUCAGUGGAUCACAAGUUUCCUAAGAAAUGGGAAAGACUGGUGGUAGAAAGCCCAGGCCACAAAGACAAAGACCAGGAAGACAACUUCUGGGACAAGGAAGGACCCCAAAUUAAGUUCCAAUUUAGGAAGCAGCUGUCCCCAGAAAGCUCCAGGAAGGUGUCCUCAGAGAGUCAAGUGGAGCACUGGGAGGAGGAACUCAGCUGGGAGAAGCAGAGGCAGCAGUGGCUGGUGGAGGAGGAGAUGUGGCUGCAGCGGCAGAAGAAGUGGGCCCUGCUGGAGCAGGAGCACCAGGAGAAGCUGCGGCAGUGGGAGAUGGAAGAUGCGAUAAGAGAGCAGCAGCAAAGAUUCAUACAGCUGGAAAAGGAGCAAGAGAGCCCAGCAAGUGAGUCGGAGCAGCCAAGGAAGGACAUGGAGAAUACGAUCUUCACGACCCCCAGCCGACAGAGGAACUUGGACAAGGAAGAUCCAAUGCUGGUGCCUCCCCCAAGCCGUGCCCAAUCUGCUCGCCAAGGCAGGAGGCCACACUUGCCCAGGUCUCCUAAUACACAGCAGCCCACCACGGGAAACCAGACGACCAUCAGUUCAGCUGAGUUUAACCAGAAACAACUGGCCUGCUGGGUUCCCAAAAAGUCCAAAAAAUCUGCCUCCUUUCCCAUUACUGGGACAUCCAUCCGAAGGGUGACCCGGCCCUCUUUGUGGACAUCCCCCGUAACUCCUCAGGAGAAGGUAUACCACAUGGACAUGGAGGCCCUGAGGAAGAAUCUGCACCUUCUCAGCGAGGGGUCGAAGCUGGGGCUGCCUCACCACGUGCGCAGCAAGGCGUUGGAGCUCACCGUCACCACAAUGCAGCUGAACGCACUCAGGCUGCAGUACCUGUGCCAUAAGUACAUCCUCCACAGACGCUUCCAGAGCCUCCGACAAGAAGUGAUCAACCACAUACAAGUCAUGCAAGAAAUGCCAGCUACCUAUAAAGCCCAGAACCUCUACAUCUUCCUGGAAAACAUUGACCACCAGCAGAGCCUCAAGCUGCAGGCCUGGAUGGACAAGCAGAAGGACCUAGAGGAGAAGCGCCGGGAGUGCCUGAGCAGCAUGGUGACCAUGUUCCCCAAGCUCCAGCUGGAGUGGAACAUUCACCUGAAUAUCCCUGCAGUCACCUCCCUAAAGCCAAGGAAAUGCAAGUCACCCCCAGCCUUACCCCAGCGCAUCCACUCUGCCUGCAAGCAGCCCUUUCCGUCCAAGCACCAGGAAUAUGUGCCCCUGCAGAUGGCCCGCCAACAAAGGAACCAGAUGGAGGCCAUCUGGAAGACUGAUGUGGCCUCCUCCAGUUACCCAAUAGAAAAAAAGACCCCUGCCAGCCUGACCUGGCAUCAGCUGGGGGGAUACCCAGAUAUUCCCCGGCUGUUGGCAUUGGAUGUGCAUUCCUCCUACCACAAAGGCUUGACAUCCCUCAAAGCCCGCUCUUUCAGUGCCUCAGCGACCCAAAGGAAGGAAUGCCAGGAGCCCAGAGACGAGUCAGCUGAGCUUGUUCACAAAAAGUCAAGCGAGUCACUCCCUGGAACCCUAAAAAGCCAGAAGGAGCAAGACAGUCCCAGUUCCCAUUCCAUCCCUUAGCUAGUGAUUGUCAAACUUCAGGGUGACUAAAAAUUACAUGGAACUUGUUCCAA
Molecule: messenger RNA, 2921 nt
Organism: Cynocephalus volans (Philippine flying lemur)
Lineage: Eukaryota; Metazoa; Chordata; Mammalia; Dermoptera; Cynocephalidae
Gene: FAM186B
Product: family with sequence similarity 186 member B
Exons: 8
Coding region: 1-2868 (955 amino acids)
Source: RefSeq, a predicted model, not a curated record